This is a messenger RNA of Salpingoeca rosetta, 1794 nucleotides long. RefSeq lists its product as uncharacterized. The transcript has a single exon. Lineage: Eukaryota; Choanoflagellata; Craspedida; Salpingoecidae. The record is from RefSeq and is a predicted model, not a curated record. Bases 99 to 1589 code for a protein of 496 amino acids.
CAUGCAUACAACAGUCGACACACUUUCUCAACCAAUCACGAACACCACCAGCGCGACCUGCGGAGCGUGUCCAACAAGAACAGCAGUCAACUCGUGCGAUGGCGAGCCGUGUUGUGCGUUUUUCGCUGCGCCGUGCGCCGUCACGAUUCCUCAGCACCACCUCAGCGCCAUUACCGCCACGUCCAAUCGCAGGCAGCAGCCAAGAUGCACCCCUGCACGUGGUUGGCACCGUCCUUCUCGACAGCAAGGCAGUCCCUGUCUGGAAAUUUUGGCAGCAGAACACGAAUGCGUUCGGAGCAUGGGCGAUCACCUCCAUCCUUAAGGUUGCUGGUGUUGUGCUGACUGGAUGCCUUGGCGUGUGGGGCCUGGACAGGAUGAUCAAGGGGAGCAAGCCCAUUGUCGCCUUCGACAACUCCCUGGACGACGUCAAAGCUGACGCGAAAGGCAACCGCGAAAGCACGAUCGACGUCACCGUGCACAAGCCCGUGGUGGACGAGCUCAAGAGAAAGCUGGACGACCCCAAGUUCAUGAAGGCUAUUGUCGUCCGCGGCCCAAAGAACGCCGGCAAGAGCUGGACCACCCGGUUUGCCCUUGACGCCUGUGACCCCGACAAGCUACACGUCGUGUGGGUCAAGGCGAACAACAUCACCUCGGUUUCUGAGCUGGCGGACGACCUGGAGAACGCCAUGGGUAUCAAGUGGCAUGACAGCGAUGCGCGCUCGCUUCUCAUAGAGAAACUCUUUCCCCCAGAGACUACUUCUGCCACCCUCACCACGCGCCCACUCAACGACGAACACCGCCUCAGACGCGUGCUGGACAUCCUGCAGGAGCAGGCGCGCAUGUGCAAGGCUGAGAGCAAAAAGUGCAUCGUUCUUCUCGACGACUUUGAGACUGCCGAGACAGCAGAAGACACACGCAGCCUGAACAAAGCGUUCCGCACCGUCGCCAACACCCUCGCUGGCUACGCCAAGAACAACAUCCUGCAGCCUGUGAUCGUCAGCAGCGACCCCAACAUCAGCCGCUACUUCCCACACAGGCACGACGGGGAGGUGGUCGUCGGCUGGUUGUCGAAAGCCGACGUGCGCAAGUAUGUGGAGGCAUUCUGCGGCGGCAACCGUGACCAGGAGGAGAUUGACGACAUCACAACCGCGGUGAUCAAUAACGCCGGGCGCCUGGUGUACCACGUUCGUGAAGCGUGCGACGCGAUCAAAGACCUGCCAAAGGGCACGGACGUGAAGAGGAUCAUCAAAGACGUUGCAGACAUUACUGCCCACAAAGACUUUGUUGAGAUACAGACAACAGUGCGCCAACUGGGACAGGAGGCUGCCGUGUGGCAGGCAAUCAAAGCGUGGCGUGCACACGCCGUGCAAGGUGAAGACGGGCAGUUUGAGAUACCUCCCCGCGUUGCAGACACUUUCAGCCGUGAGGCAUUAGAGGGUGUGGAGAUUCUGAUUCGAGGAGGCGUGCUGUACGACGCCGGCAACGGUGCCAUCAAGGAAGUGAGCCUCUCCCACCGCAAUGUCAUGGACCGCCUUGCUUCCAUGUUUGCCCCGCCACGCUCGGGGUGGUAUUCUUGGCUCUUUGGCUGAACAUGACUUGUCACACACCCCUGUUGCUUCACUGACCACCUGAUUGAGUGGCCUGUUUCCAACACCAUGUCGUCCCACCACUAGACUAUGUUGACUUUAUCGAUUCGUUCUUCUCACCAUCACCCUGUUGAAUUGUACUUGCCGCCACGCCGUUGUUGGUGGCCUGUGUGCUGUUGCGUUUACAAUACAUCAUUGACUCUGAACA